AAUUUAAAUGCAAUUUUUUACUACUAGUUGCAUAAUUGUAUCGAUGAUUGAAUCAAUAAAAUUCAGUUGACAUGUGUAUACAAUCGAGAUGAGACAUUUCGGUUUGCCAACAAUCUCUCUCCUAACCUCUUUAGGGUAUCACGUAUUCUUGUGACAGUGUUAGCUCAUAACUACAGAGAUUCACGUACUAAAUAACCUGAAGUUAGAAGCAUUUUCUUUGAAUUUAAGAAAAUAUUACGCGUCUGCGAACAUUCAUGGGAUAUAUCGUGUAAAUCUACUUAUUUAAUAUCAUCCAAAACAUGUCGAAUGUACACACGGUAAAUAGUAUCGUUAGUAACAGAAAUCGCGAUUGUCUCGAAUGCAGACUAUUGAGCGGUGGUGGUCUUGUCGCCGCUGGCUUAUACGUCUGUCAUCAUUCCAAACAACAUCAGCAUCAAGUGGGGAAAGCAGCGAUGUAUUCGAUUGCCUCUGUGCUAGUACUUCUUGGCACAGCUAGAAUUUUGGACUUACCACCUUUUCAAAAUAAAUUCAAGCGGAGCUGAGCAAUAAAUCAAGUCACUUAAGUAAAUAUACAAAUCCACAGCACUUUGUAAUGGUUGCAUAAAUAAUGUGAGUGUGAUGCAAAAAUA
Molecule: messenger RNA, 629 nt
Organism: Cataglyphis hispanica
Lineage: Eukaryota; Metazoa; Arthropoda; Insecta; Hymenoptera; Formicidae
Exons: 2
Coding region: 300-542 (80 amino acids)
Source: RefSeq, a predicted model, not a curated record